GGCCCCGUCCACCUCCAGCGCACCGCACACCCACCACAAGUCCACAGCACGAGGCAGAGCAAAAGCCCAGAGGGAUCGGAGGAGGAGCCAUGGGCGACAUCAUCGCCGCCGCCUGCGACGCCCCGGCCCCGCAGAUGACCAAGGAGAACAACCUCUUCAUGCAGAUCGCCGUCCACCCGGACGGCACCGUCACGCGCCCCGAGGUCCCGCUCCUCCCGCCCUCCGCCCCCGGCGCCGCCGUCGCCUCCCGCGACGUGCCGCUCGACGCCUCGCUCGGCACGUACCUCCGCCUGUUCCUCCCGGACCCCGCGCCGCGCUCCCCCGCCAGGCUCCCCGUCGUGCUCUUCUUCCACGGCGGCGGCUUCGUCCUCUUCUCCCCCGCCACCGCCUUCUACCACGCCCACUGCGAGGCCAUGGCCGCCGCGGUGCCCUGCCUCGUCGCGUCCCUCGAGUACCGCCUGGCCCCCGAGCGCCGCCUGCCCGCCGCCUACGAGGACGCCGCGUCCGCCAUCGCGUGGCUCCGCACCACCGCGGACCCCUGGGUCGCCGCGCACGGGGACCUCUCCCGCUGCUACGUCAUGGGCAGCAGCUCGGGCGGGAACAUGGCCUUUUUCGCGGGGCUCCGGACCAGGGCCCUCGACCUGGUGCGGGGGCUCCUGCUGCACCAGCCCUACUUCGGCGGCGUGGAGCGCACGCCCUCCGAGGCCCGCUCCGAGGACGACGCCAUGCUGCCGCUGGAGGCCAACGACAGGCUGUGGAGCCUCGCGCUGCCCCCGGGCGCCGACCGGGACCACGAGUUCUGCAACCCGGCCAGGGCCGUGGCGCCGGAGGCCCUCGCCGGCCUGCCGCGGUGCCUGGUGACCGGGAACCGCGACGACCCGCUGAUCGACAGGCAGCGGGAGUUCGCGCGGUGGCUGCGGGACCAGGGCGGCGUGGAGGUCGUCGUCAGGACGGACCACGCGGGGUCCCACGCCUCGGAGCUCUUCGUGCCGGAGAGGGCCGAGGAGCUGUUCGCCGCCAUGCGCGAGUUCGUGUCCGCCGACGGCGCGCGCGGGGCGGCGUCGUGUUGACCUGGUGGCUCCGUUUCCGUUGGAUGGAUCCGAGUGGGCUGGGCUGGAGUGGAGUUGUCCUCAUUGUCAUUGAUUGCUGCCUUUCAUGGGUCGGAUCGUGCUGGAGAUAUCGUGUCAUUAUUACCUGUAAACGGAGAACCGAUGCUUGUGGCAACUCUUGGUCAGGAGUGCAGUCUUCAUACUGAAUCUUGUUUCUAUUUUCCACUGAAUUCUGUUGGUGGUUCACUAAGCAUAUUGUAUACAUGUUUGAAGAGGAGAGAACACUUAUUUUGGUA
This is a messenger RNA of Panicum hallii, 1345 nucleotides long. RefSeq names its product probable carboxylesterase 8. The record is from RefSeq and is a predicted model, not a curated record. Gene Ontology annotation, molecular function: hydrolase activity. The coding region runs from base 90 to 1070 and encodes 326 amino acids. Lineage: Eukaryota; Viridiplantae; Streptophyta; Magnoliopsida; Poales; Poaceae. The transcript has a single exon.